Molecule: messenger RNA, 3357 nt
Organism: Schistosoma mattheei
Lineage: Eukaryota; Metazoa; Platyhelminthes; Trematoda; Strigeidida; Schistosomatidae
Source: the annotation of a GenBank genome assembly
AUGCAGUCAGAAUUCUUAACUCCUCUUCAAAAUGACACAAAAGACAAGUUUGUAAAUAAUAAUAAUAAUAACAACAACAAUAAUAAUAAACACCUGAUUGUACUGCCGACAAACAAACGACCUUCAUCUAAAAUGAAUUCUCAUUCUCAUAAACCGGUCAUUUUGAACAAUAAGCCUGAUCACAUAAAUCACUCAGAACAAAAUAAUGACAGUACAAAAGAUUUAUUAUCUCCAGGUGAUUUGGUUAAGGAUAGAUGGAGAGUUAUAUGUAAACUAGGAGGAGGCGGUUUUGGUGAAAUAUAUGAAGCAGUUGACACGAAAUUAAAACGUGUACAACAUUCGUCAUCUACAUCAUCAACAUCAUCAUAUUAUAAUGAAUCACAGUCAAAUUUGAAACGUUACCAUCCAGAAUAUUCACUGUGCUUAAAUUGUGCAACAAACAACACUCUAAACAUAGCGGUUAAUUCACCACCCAGUGGUCAAAAUGGUCCUAAUGUAAUAAAAUUGAAACACGAUAUUGGCUCAGAUAGUGGUAUCGGUGGUGUACAAGCCUUUUCAUCAGAUACACAAAUUCAGCAUGGUACUAGAAUCAAUUCAGCUGGUACAACUACAUCAGCUUCGUUAUCUUCUCGUCGUUUAAUACUUACAUGCAACGAAAAUAAUCCUGAUAAAAAUAACCAAGAAGAUGGUCUUAUCCAUUUAAAAUCAUCAGCAACUAAUAACUAUCCUUAUUUACAUAAGAUAAACUCACAGGAUUUCAGUGCCAGUAAUGCAUCAACUCCAAGGGAUUCAAGUCAAACUGGUAAUCCUGACAAAAAAAGUAUGUGUAUCAAUUGUAAGUGUGAAUUACCGCAGAGAUUUAUUGAAAAAUUUACAUUGAACAAUAAACAUGAAUCGAAUGGAAUAUCCACUGACUCCGGAAUUUCCAGUAUAAAUGAAGUUUACGACUAUCGUGUAGCUAUUAAAGCUGAAUCUAACCGUCAAGCUAGACAAGUACUAAGAAUGGAAGUGGCCGUGCUACGCCGUCUUCAAGGAAAAUCGAAUAUAUGUCGUCUGUUUGGUUGUGGAAAGAACGCGAAAUUCAAUUACAUGGUCAUGACUUUACAGGGUAAAAAUCUUUCUGAGAUACGCCGAACUUUACCUGGAGCGGUAUUUACACUUGGUACAGCCUUCCGCUUGAUUAAACAGUGUAUAACUGCUUUGAAAUCUCUACAUGAUGCUGGUUUCCUUCAUCGUGAUGUUAAGCCAUCGAAUUUCGCUAUUCAACGCGGCGAACCAAGGGAAGGUUCACUUCGUGUAGAAGUUACUUUACUGGAUUUUGGUCUUGCUAGACCAUAUACAGUUAAUGGUCCAGGUACUGAGGUACGUAAUGCACGACAAGUUGCAGGGUUUCGAGGUACAGUUCGAUACGCAUCCAUUAAUGCUCAUGCACAUCAAGAUUUAGCUAGAAGAGAUGAUUUAUGGUCACUUGUUUAUAUGUUUAUUGAAUUCGUUUGUGGCCAACUACCUUGGAGACGAAUACGAGAUAAAGAAUUAGUUGGACAAAUGAAAAUGGCUUUGAAUCAUAGAGAGUUGGCAAUCAAAUCUGGUUUACCAGUGGAUAUUGUUACUGUAUGGAUAACACAUUUAGAACAAUUAGAGUAUAAAAGUGUGCCAAAUUAUGAUAUGCUUAUCACUUGCCUAGAUGACUGGUUAAUACAACAUAAAAUACAGGAAUCUGAUUUCUAUGACUGGGAAACUCCAAAGACUAACUCACUUAUCGAUGAUACAAAAAUUCAACAACCUGGUACGAUUACACUUUAUAAAGCUGAUCACAAAGCAAUUUUUUCGGAAAAAUUUAGCCAAAAAGAAGUUAGAACGCAACAAAUAAAUAGUCAGGUGAAUGUAGAGGACAUUGUUGGAAAACAGCACAGUGGGAGAGAAGAGAACAAAGUGAAAGAGGACGAAGAUGAUGAAGAACAGAUUAAUAAAAUGAAUGAAACAUUAAAACCAAACACGCUUUUACAAGUGGUGCGAGAUAACCAAAUGCUGAAAACGAAGUCUUCAAUGAAUUUAAACAAUAGACAUUCAGCUAGCCAUUGCAAUUUAAUGACAAAUAGUCGUUCAACGGCUGCAGAAAUAAGUGCUGACUUAUCCAGUCAUGAUGGAGACAUAGAGAAUGCUAUUAUUAUUGGAGGUGAAUGCUCACAGAAUAGGCAUAAUAAAUUAUCAACAGUCCAUAAUAGUGCAGACUGUAUUUUAAUCGACGAUGAGCAUGAAGAUGAUGUGAAAGUAUUUGCAGAGAUGGAUCUAGGUGUUGACACAAACGAUAAACAUUCACUAAGAAUAUAUGAAAAUGAAAUAAAUAACUUGAAUAGUACCAAGAAUUCAUUUGAUAAUUUUCAAAAGAAUGCGACCACAAGUGAAGAGAAAAAAGGUGAAAUUUUAAUAACGAAAUCUCAGUUACCCAUCACGUCUAAUUCAUCAUUGGUAAACGUAACCAAUAAUAUUGAUAGUUAUAAAAAUGUCGUUGAUAUUAAAACUGAAAAACCGGUGAAAGAAUACUCAAAAUUAAUUUAUGCAAAGCCAAUACACAAUAAUUCCACUGGACAGGAUCUUGUCUCAGGCAAAGAAGCUGUUCAAUUUAUCAAAGACCCAUGCAUUUCAGGAACAAAUCUUAGUACUAAAGAACUAAAUCAAAAUAUUCAAGACGAUAAGUUGGAUGCAGCUGGACAAAGUUUGUUUGUUCCGACCUUCAGCGGAAUGAGCUCAUCUUCUGUACCACAAACUAGUGAUUGUACAACAAAUCCUAGAGCAAAAAUACAUGCUAUAAUUAAGAAUUUACUUGCUGGUCGUCAAAGCAAAGGCAAUGAUUCACCUAAAUUAAGCGAAACAACUCAAAGAUUACCUAAUUGGUCCGGACUUGUAAAAACACCAAAAGAAUCCAACAAAUUUAGUGACACAAAUUCCUCGAACUUAGAUUUGCGAGUUGGCAGUGAUUUUGAUAAGUCUACCUGUCGAUCUAACAAAGCUUCUGUAUUUGAUCAAACUUCACCAUACUAUAUUCAUUUUUCAUUAGGUCAUAUCAAUGCACACGACAAUGAACAAUAUCAUAGAUUUCUGACCGUACCCCGUAAGGAUCACAUCAGUUUGAGCACAUUACGUCUUAAUCGAACUGGGGAGUCAGUUACAUUCGACAGGUCAAAUCCAACUUUUGAAGCUAACUUCAUACAAGAAAGCAAACACAGUAUGACAACUAGUUCAGAUCAAAUAUUAAUUGAUAAUAUGGAGAAUACCUGCAUAACACAUAAUCUGAAUUCUCAGUCGGAGAACCAUUACCCAGUUCCACGAAGAAAAACGUACACUUUAUCUAAAUAA